Messenger RNA from Arachis ipaensis, 504 nucleotides. RefSeq lists its product as uncharacterized. The record is from RefSeq and is a predicted model, not a curated record. Lineage: Eukaryota; Viridiplantae; Streptophyta; Magnoliopsida; Fabales; Fabaceae.
AUGAAGCUAAAACUUGGAAUAAAGAAGUCUUUGGCAAUAUUUUCAGGAAAAAAACAAAGAAUCCUAUCAAGAUUGGAGGGAAUCACCUACAGUCUUUUUUUCAAUCCGAAUCAUUUCUUUGAUAAGAUCCAAAAGAAGCUCUGGCAGGAGUAUGAGGGCAUUGUAGUGCAACAGAAAUUCUAUUGGCAACAGCUAUCAAGGAGUAACAACAUCAAGUUUGGUGAUAAAAAUACUAGAUACUUCCAUCAGAGAGCAAAUGGUAGAAGGAAAAGGAAUAAGAUAACAGCCCUUAAGAAUGAUUCAGGAGAAUGUAUCGAUAAUGUUGAGAAGCUAAAGAGAUGGGGGGUUGAUUUUUUCAAGAUCCUAUACUCUAUGGAUUCAAACUACAAUCUUUUUCCCCUAUCUGGCUGUUUUCCUAAACUUGUUAGCUGGGAUUAUGCUGAUAUUUCAAAAGGGGUCUCUCAAGAGGAAGUUAAAGCUGCCAUUUUUGAUAUGAGAAGCUGA